Messenger RNA from Halichondria panicea, 4511 nucleotides. Its product is annotated as sushi, von Willebrand factor type A, EGF and pentraxin domain-containing protein 1-like. The record is from RefSeq and is a predicted model, not a curated record. The coding region runs from base 2191 to 4389 and encodes 732 amino acids. The transcript is spliced from 11 exons. NCBI's taxonomy places the organism in Eukaryota, Metazoa, Porifera, Demospongiae, Suberitida, Halichondriidae.
AUACGGUAGUGUGUUUGUGUGUCUGUGUGUGUGUGUGUGUGUGUGUGUGUAGACCGCUACAGCUGCUCAAGGAUGAAUCAAGUGCAAGUAAGAGUUUCUAUAGGCUUCUAGUCAUGUUUACUUGGAUUUUAAUUCGUGGAUUUGCAAAAUAAUGCUUCGUUCUCGAGUUAUGCCUAGUUUUGCUUACUUGGAAUGCCAUUGCAGCCUUUUCAGAAGAGCACGUAGCCAAACUUGUUUACCGAGUGUUACUACUCUACUUAGUAGUUAGCUCUGUACUAGAACGCUAGCUAUUGGUAGCUGCAAGAGUGAGGAUGAGAGCUGCAAGGCUCUGCUGAUGGCAGCCAUUAAUUUUAGAAUUGAACUUUUGGCAUCGAUCGUUUUUAACAACAAUCAUGGUCGAUCAUUACCCAUUCUUUGAGUUUGCAUGCAGCAAAAUAAUUAUUGCAAAAAUGUUCAUCAGCUAUUAGUAGCUUUAUGUUAUGUAGCUUUGGCAUCUCCACGAGGCAUCAGCACCUGCGGUGCUUUCAUUAUUAGAAGCAUGAAUACAAAUAAUUAUAACUUAUAGUAGUUAUUCCUGCAGCCAUUCAUGUCUCAUAAGCAAUUUAAUAUGUAAGUGCAUUAUGGAAAUAAGAGAGGUGGCACCCUCUUCUCUGGUCAGAUAAGGCAGUUCCUCACAAUUUUUUUUGUUGUUUCAACCCCUCCAACACACACACACACACACACACACACACACACACACGUGUGUGAGGCGUUCCUUCAAGGUGGAUGUGUACAGCUGUGCUCCAACUGUCGGCAUGAUCUGGGCAAGUCCCUACAGGCAGUACUAUUGGACCUGUUCCCUGGAUACAAUGGAGGGAGAUCACACUACACACACUAACUGGGACCAGAGGAGGUGGGACGUGUGUCAUCAGUCACAUGGCAAUGGAAUGUGUGGUAUACAAUGUUUACGUUAGGCUCUUGACCGUUAAGAGCCUAAGAUCAGACCUUUAACCUUUCCUUACAUUUCAGUGUAGCUAUGGUGCCUGUGGUAGAUCUACUGUUGUGCUUUCUAGCAAGCUCACAUCACCUUCUAGUAAUCUCAAAUAUUGUAAACUGUGAUGGAAGAUGGCAACCAACCUGAAGUAACCACCCUAGACUGCUCUCCGUAGUAGCUUUAUAUCUACAGUAAAAACCACUAGGUUUGAUAGUGAAUUUCAAGCUAUUGAGCCGGGAUCCCACUGGGAUUGCUAAUCCACAAGUUAGUACUAUCCUUUCGCUACAUGAUAGCUAGAUCUUGAGAAAAUUACCGUGGGAUUGCUGCUGUUUUGAUUGCUUGAAGAUCUUUACUUUCAUGCACAAAUCCUUGUCUGUGGUUAAACCUGGAUUGUUAAUUAUUGAAGCGCACGUGAUGCGUGUCCUACCUCCUCUGAACUGGGACCACUGAAUUAGACUGGCGGCGACAGCCCCUCGCGUGCGUAGCGCGAGGGACUGGCAAACUGCCUAUCAGUCACUCGUCUCAGGUGCAAUGAGCAUUGCAACCUAUCAGAUUGCUCAACGUCAUAUUAGCCCUGUAAUUGUAACCGCACUUAGGCCACACCAAAUUGAUCUUAUGUUUCACGGACUUUUAAUCUCCAAAAACAGACCAGGGUGGCAGGCAAAAAAAGAAAAAAUUUGAUGAAUAUCAUUAUAAAACCACAAACAGAGUCAUAACACACCACAAAAAGUCACUUUAGCAAAACAUUAAAACAUUUUGCUAGAUCACAUGGCUAUUCUGACCUCUGACCUGACCACUAAUUGGUUAUUUUUUUGGACAUUCUGCAAAAAUAUGACCUGGAAAAUCCGUGAAACAUAAGAUUAAUUUGGUGUGGCCUUACACUUCAGGGGAUUCAGUACAUUCCAUAGUAGCUAAAUCUCAUAGCAAAAUUUAACCACAUUAUCUAUAAUGAUAUUCAUGUUUGGUAGUGUCAUAUGAUCUAUACACCUCCGCUGAGACGAGUGACUUAUAGGCUACGCGCUCAGCUGCCAGUCUACCACUGAAUACUGUUAUUCUAGAACUGCAAUGUAGACUAGAUCUAGGCAUGUCAUGUGCACACUUCCUUAUCAUGACUUUUGUUAAUUGCUUUCAGUAUAGAUCUAAUACAUGUACUAUAUCUACUGAUGAAUCUACUUAGCUAGAGAAAUUUACUAGCUAUACAGCAAGAGUUCAUUAGGAUGAAUAAUGAACUCUUGGCUACAAGAAUAAAGAGAAUGUUCCCCUCAAGAUUAUUGCUCUGCUGUCUGCUGGGAAGUGUUUCUCUUGUGUAUGGACAGACUUUGAUUCGACUGGCAGCACCCAAUGAGCCCCCUGGUACUGACCACACUGGAAAGAUCAUCUCGUUCUCUGAUGUUGGAUCAGGACUUGGUACUGAUCCACAAGCCUGGUAUUGCUACACCAACCCUGGUGGUACAGCGUGGCAAGGUCCUGGUGGGAGUACAUUGGACAUAGCUUACAGAGAUGCAGUUGGGGAUGAACUGUUCAUCAGUGGUGUUAGUAACGUUGGCGUUGUUCUGCAUCGUGGUCCCACACACUACAGUCCUGAUGGAGAACACUGCUGUGUGAGGCUUGCCACCAAUGAGAGGAGAUGUGUCACCUUCACUCCCUGCCCCACACUGAGUCCCCUCUCUAAUGGAAUGAUCUCAUACAAUGCAACCACCAACAUGGCCACCUACACCUGUGACACUGCUGGUUACGCACCAACCAUCACCAUGGCCAGUGGAUCAGUUCUGCAGAUAACUUGUAUGAGUGAUGGUACUAGUGCUGGUACCUGGUCUCCAUCACCACCUACAGCUUGUGCACUUGUGGAUUGUGGCUCCCCACCUCCCCCUGGCAACAAUGCAUCUCCUGUUGGAACACUCACCAGAACAACCUACCAAGGGACAGUGACCUACACCUGUGACAGUGGGUACGAGGUCUCCACUGGAGUCACCAUAGUAACGGCUACUUGUAUGGCUAAUGGGAUGUGGGAGACUGUAACAAAUUGUUCACCUGUGAAUUGUGGUCCCCCACCCUCCAUUGGCAAUGGAUCUCCUGAAACACCAACCAGCACAACUCUUGGAGGGAUGGUGACCUACACUUGCGUCAGUGGGUAUGAGGUCUCCACCACAGCAAUGGCUACCUGUAUGGCUAGUGGGAUGUGGGAGACUGUACCAACUUGUUCCCCUGUUGACUGUGGUUCCCUGGACGCCCUCUCCAAUGGAGCAGUGGACACAUCCUCUGGAACCACCUUCAUGAUGACUGCUACCUACACCUGUAACACUGGAUACAACAUUGUUGGAGAGGCCACUCGAACUUGUAGGGCUGAUACAAUAUGGACUCCAGAGGCCCCCACCUGUGCACCUGUUGACUGUGGUCCCCUCACUGUUCCUAACGGGCAAGUUAGUACAUCCUCUGGAACCACCUUCAUGAACACUGCCACCUACACAUGUGAUCAUGGCUACAAUCUCAUUGGAGUAUCAGAUAGAACCUGUCAAGCUAAUGGAGCCUGGAGCCUAACAGCACCUACCUGUGAUCCUGUUGACUGUGGUCCCCUAAAUAACAUUGCCAAUGGACUGGUCAGUACAUCCUCUGGAACCACCUUCAUGAUGACUGCUAUCUACACCUGUAUCACUGGAUACAACAUUGUUGGUAGUGAGAGCAGAACCUGUGGAGCAAGUGGAGCAAGUGGAGUGUGGUCAGGAGAACCUCCAGUGUGCAACUUGAUUCCUUUGAGCAGUGGAUCAAUGAAUGUCAUUGCCAACAACUCUGUCUUAUCACUGGCGGCCAUUGGAUCCUCUGCCCUCACCUGUCACACUGAGCUCACCACCUGCUGCAGAAGAGUGGACAACAACGGCAAUGCUCUCGGGGAGUGGAGAGGACCAAAUGGUGACAGCAUUCCUGACUCAAACACCGACGGAUUCUAUGUGUCACGAGAUAUGAGCUCCAUUAGUCUGAAUCUUGCUGAGGGAUCCAGUGAAGUAGCUGGUACCUACUGUUGUCAAGUGCCCAGGGAGAGUGGGGCAACCACUACACAUUGUGUCAUGGUGACUGUCAGUGCAGGUGUAGUGGUCAAUAUUGUUGCUGUGGCUGCAGCUGGUUGGGUGGUUGCUGGAGUCUUGACCAUUGCUGUGCUAGUACUGAUUGUGGUUAUGUUGAGGCAACGGAGGUCUGGAUCCAAGGACAUGAGUGAUGUGAAGACAAGCAGCCAACCAACAGAACUACCCCCAGUGGUAAUGAGUCAUCUCCCUUCCCAUGAUUACGAGGAGUUAAGCAAACUUCAGGAGGAGGCUGCCUAUGAGGUGGUGGACCAGCCACACCCCCCUCCUCCUACAGACUACCAGCUCUCAGCCUGUGCAGCUUAUGCACCCACUGACUUCAACACAGAGAACAAGUAGACACAAAGCAACACAGAUUGUUUGUCAAUUGUAUUUUACAUUGUAUACUUUUAGAUAUUUUAUGCACAUGAAUAGAAUUAAAGCACCACGGGUGCUGAUGGCAUCAGUGAUGCCUCGGUAGA